This is a messenger RNA of Fusarium poae, 1077 nucleotides long. RefSeq lists its product as uncharacterized. The record is from RefSeq and is a predicted model, not a curated record. The transcript has 3 exons. NCBI's taxonomy places the organism in Eukaryota, Fungi, Ascomycota, Sordariomycetes, Hypocreales, Nectriaceae. The coding region runs from base 1 to 1077 and encodes 358 amino acids.
AUGAGUACCUCCGCAUUCGUUGGCUCGCCGCCUGCAACUGAGGAUGAUCUUCACAUUGUGAAAGGCGUACUGCGCAUGUAUGGCCUGGAAAAUUUCAAUGCGAGUUUAGGUCUCACGUUCUCUAUCCAAAAGCCUGAGAAUCCACCUGUCGAAACCAAGGUCCCAGAGAUUCUUGCGGGAAUGGUCAUUGUUAUCGUGGCCAUUGUUGUACCGACAGUAGCGAGGAUCCUCAUUCGAUCAAGAGGAGCAAGAACACAAUUUGGAGCCGAUGACUGGGCUAUCAUUUGCGCUGCGUCUUUGGCAGUCGUCUACCCGAUUCUCUGUAUAGUAAUGCUCUUCCAGACGGGUGCUGGUCGACAUACUUACGAAAGCACCUACGAAGAGUACAACCUUUACAUGUACUACUUGACAGUGUGCAAGAUCAUAUUCUAUAUUGCUGUUGGUCUCAUCAAGGUAUCCAUCACUUUGUUUGUCCGCCGCCUUGCCGACAGAGCCUCGAGAAAAUGGAAGUUGUUUGCAGACAUGUUCUUGGGAACAGUCAUCAUUUACCUUCUACUCGCCAUUUUCUUUCUUUUACUCGCACCAAUCAUCAUGCUAUGGUAUGUCAAGAUCAACACUGGCAAGAAAGCACGUCUCUUCUUUAUCUGGCUCGUGGGCGGUACGACAGUCCUGGGUGGUCUACUCCAGCAGACAAUGAUUACCAUCACCAACGACUCCUGCUGGCAAUACACAUCCGCGAUGCGCUGGACGGUCAUGGAUUUGACUUUUGGCACUCUGGCUGCCUCUUUACCGGUGCUGGACGCGGCUAUAAUGGGUACAUGGACCUCCAUCAAGACCAAGAUCGGCACGUCUCGGUCGCACUCACGAUCUCGAACACAGGGAUGGACGGAUUUAGAAAACGAUACAAGGAAUACCACGACAGUCAGGACUAUGCGACGGGACUCGGUCACGGACUCGGAGUCAAUGGAGAAUAUGAGAGGUCAGGACAAGGGUAUGGAAAUGGGAAUCCUCCGUACGGAUGAAGUGGAACUAACGUACGAUGAGGAGACUGCAUCGAAAAUUUCUCAUACAAGGUAG